AUGGAAAAUCAACAGUACCAUGUCAACCAGCUGGAUGACCCCAUCCAGGAACACAGGAGGAGGAUACUGGUCAUGAUUAGAAAACGUCGGCGGUUAAGGGAUUAUUCUAAUCCAUUUGACAUCACCGUUGUCGAGUUUAACGCGCUCUACAGGAUGCCUCAACACAUUAUGGUUGAACUUAUUAACAUCCUCGAACCGUAUGUCAGGCAAAGGGUCUCUCGCCUGAGCGUUCCUUUCUACAUGAAAGUUUUUUGCUCUGUUGCAUUUUACGCUUCUGGGAGCUACCAAAGACCAGUUGGUGAGGGUGUGAACCACAAUAUUGCUCAAGGCACUGUCAGUAAGUGCGUAAAAGAAAUAACUAAUGCCCUCAAUCAUGCUGACAUUCUCACCAGAUUCAUUCACCUUCCUGAUACCAUUGAGGAGCGGAAUAUUGUGAUUGACAGGAACGCUUUGUUGGGCAUGCCUAAAACUUUAGGUUAUGUGGAUGGCACCUUGGUGAAAAUAGUCCCACCACCUCGGCCCAACCAGCACUAUCGGUGCCGUAAAGGCUAUCCAGCUAUUAAUGUUCUUAUUGUAAGGCACCUCUCAGAUUUGCUCGUGUAUUGUUGCCAUUUACGGGUGUUACCAUAG
Frankliniella occidentalis (western flower thrips) is the source of this 630-nucleotide messenger RNA. RefSeq lists its product as uncharacterized. Lineage: Eukaryota; Metazoa; Arthropoda; Insecta; Thysanoptera; Thripidae. The coding region runs from base 1 to 630 and encodes 209 amino acids. The transcript is spliced from 4 exons. The record is from RefSeq and is a predicted model, not a curated record.